Messenger RNA from Scheffersomyces stipitis CBS 6054, 1354 nucleotides. RefSeq lists its product as uncharacterized. Lineage: Eukaryota; Fungi; Ascomycota; Pichiomycetes; Serinales; Debaryomycetaceae. Bases 98 to 1354 code for a protein of 418 amino acids. The transcript has a single exon. The record is from RefSeq and is a predicted model, not a curated record.
CACAUUUCCGUCGUUCAUUAAUUGAAGUUAUACACCUAUUUAAUUCACUUUUGAUAUUCAACUUCCACUGCAUUGGAUUUGAUUUUAUUCCUUUAAGAUGGUGUUAUCACAACAACAGAAGCUCAGGCUCGCCUCAAACAUAGAUGCUACUCUCCAGAAAUAUACUGUAUCUGACGAUGCUGAAUCUCAGCCUAGGGUCAAUGGUUUGGUGCAGGGAGUUAGUGAUGACAAGGGCACAGUGUAUUUGAAAGGUUCGGGCUACAAAGACAUUGGCACUGGUGCCAAGCUCGAUGUGGAUGACAUCUUUGGCGUCUAUUCUUGUACCAAGACUAUCACAGCUAUGGGGGCUUUGAGGUUGGUGGAUGAAGGUAGACUCGACUUGGAUGCUCCUGUGACCAAAUACUUACCGGAAGUAGCUGAAAUUGGGGUCAUUGAUUAUGAUGCUGUUAAUGAAGAGACUGGUGCCUACGAGAAGUUUCCAACAGCUCCAAAUUCGCCAGUCACUGUGAGACAAUUGCUCUUACAUACGUCUGGAUUUGCUUACCCAUUCACCCAUUACGACGUUCUCGUAUUGGCUACUAAGAACAAGCCCAAGGAGUUCAACCCCAACGAUCCUACUAGAGCGUAUUUUACGAAUGAGAAGACACCCUUGGUUCAUGAGCCUGGGUCCAGGUGGAUCUACGGCUACAGUUUCGACUUUCUUGGGUUUGUCAUUGAAGCUGUAUCUGGCAAGAAGUUGGGUGAAUACUUAAAAGAGGCCAUCUUUGACCCAGCAGGAAUGACGAGCACAACUUUCCAUCUCACGGGCGACAAGUCCAACGUAGUCAAGUUGCAUCUCAGAAGAAGCACUGGAAAACUCACUUCUCUGCCUAAGGGUAUCGCUCAUGACCCUAUUCUAGAUUUGGGUGGACAAGGUGUUUUCACCAAUGUGAGCGACUACUUGAAAUUCUUGAGGGUGUGGUUGAACUAUGGAAUUUCACCCGAUACUGGAAAACGGAUUUUGAAGGAAGAAACGGUCUUGAAUGCAAUCAAAGACCAUUUGCCAGCAGAAAUUGAGAUGGAUGCAUUUCCAGGCUUGAGUACGUUCGAUUUAGAAGGCGAGGACUUGGCUCGUGAAGGUUUUACAUUGACGGGAAAUGCUCGUGUCAGCAACAGAUUGCCCACAGGCAGACCCGUGGGUUCUAUAUACUGGAGUGGGUUUGCCAACUUGUACUACUGGAUAGACUUUGAAAAUAAGAUAGCCGGAUUCCAAGCUGGGCAGAUAAUGCCAUCUAGAGACCCAGAAUCUGUUGCGGCGUUCAAUGAGUUUGAGACGGCGGUGUAUAAGUCGUUAAAGGGUGAUAGUAAGUUGUAG